Molecule: messenger RNA, 2694 nt
Organism: Sus scrofa (pig)
Lineage: Eukaryota; Metazoa; Chordata; Mammalia; Artiodactyla; Suidae
Source: RefSeq, a predicted model, not a curated record
GAGACGUGGACCGUCCUGAGCGCGAACCCCGGGGCGCGGCGCGGGGGCGCACACCGGAUGCCCGGGUGACCGAGGUUCCUUUCUGAACGGAGGGCUCGGCGGGUGGUCGACCCGAGUUUAUCUGCGUUAAUGGAAACGCUGGAGAGCCGAGAGAAAAAUCCUGGAGCCGGUAUUAUCCUUGGACGUGGCGAGGUCGAGCUUGUGGCCGCAGAUGCCCCUUCUCCGUCUAAACGAGCAGCAGGACCCCGUCCCAAGCCCGGCGUGAGGCGGCAGAAAUGGCCCUGAGCCCAGAGCCGACGAGCAGCACCGCGCCCGAAUCGCCUGGCGCCCCCAACGCGUCCCUCAACAGCUCGUGGGCCAGCCCCACGGAGUCCAGCUCCCUGGAGGACCUGGUGGCCACGGGCACUCUCGGGGUGCUGCUCUCGGCCAUGGGCGUGGUGGGCGUGGCGGGCAACGCGUACACGCUGGCGGUCACCUGCCGCUUCCUGCGCGCCUCGGCCCCCCUGUACGUCUACGUGGUCAACCUGGCGCUGGCGGACCUGCUCUACCUCCUCAGCGUCCCCUUAAUCGUGGCCACCUACGUCACCAGGGAGUGGCACUUCGGCGACGUGGGCUGCCGCCUCCUCUUCAGCCUGGACUUCCUGACCAUGCACGCCAGCAUCUUCACCCUGACCCUCAUGAGCAGCGAGCGCUACGCCGCCGUGGCGAGGCCGCUGGACACCGUGCGGCGCUCCAAGCGCUACCGCAAGCUCCUGGCGCUGGGCACGUGGCUGCUGGCGCUGCUGCUGGCGCUGCCCAUGAUGCUGGCCAUCCGGCUGGUCCGCAGCGGCCGCAAGAGCCUCUGCCUGCCGGCCUGGGGCCCGCGCGCCCACCGCGCCUACCUGACGCUGCUCUUCGGGACCAGCAUCGUGGGGCCCGGCGUGGUUAUCGCGCUCCUGUACGUCCGCCUGGCCCGCGCCUACUGGCUGGCGCAGCGGGCCUCCUUCCCGCAGACGCGGCGGCUGCCCAACCCCAGGGUGCUCUGCCUCAUCCUGGGCAUCGUGCUGCUCUUCUGGGCCUGCUUCCUGCCCUUCUGGCUGUGGCAGCUGCUGGCCCAGUACCGCGGGGCGCAGCCGCUCCCGCCCCGGCCGGCCCGCAUCGUCAACUACCUGACCACCUGCCUCACCUACGGCAACAGCUGCGUCAACCCCUUCCUCUACACGCUGCUCACCAGCAACUACCGCGACUACCGCCGGCGCCCGCUCCGCCGCCGCCCGGGCGCCCCCGCCGCCGGCAUCCCUCAGGGCCGCCCCCGCCGCCCGCGCGCCUCGGCCCGCUCGCUGUCCUCCAGCAGCCGGCGGGCCACCGAAACCAUCGCGCUGUCCCCCGCAGCGCCUGGGGGGCCCUGCGCCUGAGCAUCUCGGGCCGGCGCGUGGGUGGGGGGACCCAGAGCCCAGGUCGCUCCCGGCGCUCCUCCUCCAGACUGCCCCCAUCCUCCGACCCCUUCUAGAAAGCUUCCCCCGCCCUUCUCCGUCGCUCUCUUGGGCUCCCUCUGCCCCGCCCAUCGCUGAGGACCAGCUUCAGAAGAACCUGGCGAGUGGCGUCUCCACUGCCCUCAGCGGACGUGAGCGCCUGCGUGGGACACCUGUCCUGGCCGGGGCCUGGCCCCGCCCCCACGGGGCUCCGUCUCCAGCAGCUUCAGCACCUGGAGCAAUAAACCCUGGGCUCUUCCACACUCAGCCGCAGCAGCAGCCAGGGUGGGAUGUCGAGGGAGGCGGCCCCCAGAAAGGCCUCCCCCGCCCCGCCACCUGGAGGCGCCUGCCUGGCUGGAGAGGCUGCACAUCCAGCCACCCUGACCGGGUAGGCUGGUGUCAUCCAGCUGAGCUGGGCCCUGGGUGUGGGGCCUGAGACCCCGGGGCCAGGCGGGGAGCCACCAGGCCAACCUGCUCAGGGAGGAGGGGCAGCAAGGCGCCGCUCCAGGGCAGGAACAGGUGCCCAGACUGAACCCAGGGGCCAGACUUACGCUCCCCCUGGCAGCUCGCUGCCUCGCCCUCCCCGACGUAUGGGGGUGGGGGUGGGGUGUGAUCACACGAUACAUGGAGGGGUUCACGCGGUGCCUCUUGGUGAAGCACCGCGUGAACCCCAAGACCACAGGGCCCUGGCCACAGCGAGCCCACCCACCUCUCCCGCCCGCUCCCCCUGCCCCUGCCCCCGAUGGCCAGUAGACGCCACGUUGUGGCCCCAGAUCCCACCCCCAGCUCACCACCAGCCAUGCCCCUCCGAGACGCCUUUCACCGCCCAGCCCCAUUCAGCUGCUCGUGUGAUCUUUGCUCUGUUUCUUGGUGGGAUGCUGAAGAAGUUACAUUUUUGGCCUCACACUUAAGACCUAUCCUGGUUAACACCCCCAGGUGGGCCGGGCAAGCUUCUGCUGCCAAGCCUGGGACAGCUGGGGGCCCGGGUCCCCUGGACCCACCAGUCAGGCACAGAGGAUCUGUGGAGGCUAGUCUGGCUCAAGAUCCACAGUGGUCAGCUCGGCAGGCACAGUGCCUGGCCCUCAGCAAGCUGGACAGAGGGCCCUGGGCUAGGGGUGGCCCGGGGUGAGUGUGCAUGUGGCUAGAACGGGCCCUAGCAGGUCAGGGCUGCUGUUUUGUUUUUCGGUUUUUUUAAAUUUUUUGUCUUUUUGCCAUUUCUUAGGCCGCUCCCGCGGCAUAUGGA